CCCGCCCGCCCCUGUCCCGCCCGUCCGGCAGCGGCUGCGCCCGGCUCGGCUCCGCUCGGCUCGGCGCGGCUCGGCUCCGCUCGGCUCCAUCCCUUCCCGGCCCGGCCAUGCUCUGGCCCGUGCUGCUGAUGGCGGCGGCGCUCAUGGCGCCCUCGGCCGUGCUCGCGGCUCCCGCCGCCGGGGCGCCCACGGCCGAAGAGGAGCAGCUCUUCAAGGCCUGGAUGCAGCAGUUCGGCCGCCGGUACAGCCCGGACGAGUACCCGCGCAGGCUGCGCAUCUUCGUGGACAACAAGCGGCUCAUCGACGAGCACAACGCCGGCAACCACAGCUACCAAAUGGGCCUGAACCAGUUCUCGGAUAUGACCAACGAAGAGUUUCAAAAGAUGUACCUGUGGAGGGAGCCCCAGAACUGCUCAGCCACCAAGGGGAGCUUCGUGCGCAGCUCGGGGCCGCGUCCCGACUCCAUCGACUGGAGGAAGAAGGGAAAUUUUGUGACGCCCGUGAAGAACCAGGGGCCCUGCGGGAGCUGCUGGACCUUUUCCACCACGGGCUGUUUGGAGUCUGCUAUUGCCAUUGCCACUGGAAAGCUGCUGUCUCUGGCGGAGCAGCAGUUGGUUGAUUGUGCCCAGGCCUUUAACAACCAUGGCUGCAGUGGGGGCCUGCCAAGCCAAGCCUUCGAGUACAUCCUGUACAACAAAGGGCUCAUGGGGGAGGACAGUUAUCCGUACCGGGCCAAGAACGGCACCUGCAAGUUCCAGCCAGAGAAGGCCAUUGCCUUUGUCAAGGACGUUAUCAAUAUCACGCAGUACGAUGAGGAUGGCAUGGUGGAAGCUGUGGGGAAGCACAACCCGGUGAGCUUUGCCUUCGAGGUGACAAGUAACUUCAUGCACUACCGGAAAGGAGUGUAUUCCAACCCACGCUGUGAGCACACCCCUGACAAGGUGAACCACGCCGUGCUCGCCGUGGGCUAUGGGGAGGAGAACGGGACUCCCUACUGGAUCGUGAAGAACUCCUGGGGCCGGCUGUGGGGCAUGGAGGGGUAUUUCCUUAUCGAACGAGGCAAGAACAUGUGUGGUCUCGCAGCUUGUGCCUCUUACCCCGUUCCUCAGGUGUAGGAGGGAGCACAGGCUGGGGACGGGGGGAGCAGGACAGGAGUGGCUGAUCACGUUCCAAUUUCUGAGUGCUGAAGUGACAAAAGGGAGAACAAGGUGCAACACCUGUCAGCUGAAAGGCGUUCCCUGCAGGCAGGUUCCUCGGCUUGCACACACCCUGUGCAGCAGGAAAACUGUGCCUCCUCAGCCAGAGACACGUGAGCUCCUGUGCCCUGCUAGAUUCCCUCCUCCUGCUCCCGGCCCAGGUGUGCCCGGCUGUGCUUCCAUCUACCUGGGGGGUCAGAAGGGGGAUGCUGGGGAACCACGGAGUUACCUGACUUCAGACAAAGCUCCCCCCCUCCUUCAGGCAGCUUUUUCACAAUCACCAAGCGUAAAUUUUAGGGAUUUUUAAUUUUUCUUUGAAGGCAAUUUCUCCCCUAAAGAAGCAUGAGUGCUGUGAUUUGUACAUUUUUAUCUAUUUUCACGGGACGUCUUUAGUAUUUUUUUGUAUUAAAAAGUAGGGUAUUUUAAUGCAAAUAGAGAAGAAACGGGUGAUAUUGUAUUACGAAUAAACGAAGCAAGAAGCUCGGUGCUAAUUAGAAACAGGCCCUGGGGAGCGAAGCCGAUGUCCGCAGGGGCACGUCUGUGUUAUUUCACGCUGAAAUCUGUCGCUGACAAUAAUAAAGCUGCCUCGUCCCGGGA
Pseudopipra pipra is the source of this 1793-nucleotide messenger RNA. RefSeq names its product cathepsin H (gene CTSH). The record is from RefSeq and is a predicted model, not a curated record. Gene Ontology annotation, cellular component: lysosome. Bases 108 to 1115 code for a protein of 335 amino acids. Lineage: Eukaryota; Metazoa; Chordata; Aves; Passeriformes; Pipridae. Gene Ontology annotation, molecular function: cysteine-type endopeptidase activity. The transcript has 12 exons.